AUUUUUAUUUUUAUGUAACAUGCAGAAUUGCUAGAGAGGGAGAGGGAGAAGCACGAAAAUAACAGAACAGUUGAGUGUGCAUGAGUUCAGAGCGUAUGCAAAUUUUGCCUCGUCUUUGGCGCGUAGGAAAAUCGACCCAGAGGAGACAUUUCUUUUUAUGAUUUAUUUUAUUGAUUUUGAUAACACUAGAAGGUACAUAUCCCCUCUACUCUGUCAAAAAGGCAGACACAUAUCCGCAAUUGAAAAGCAUGAUGCCCAUGACUUGUGAAAGUUCAAUUGUUUUCCUGUCACAAAUAUGUCAGGCUAAGAUGAACACAACAAGAGCCCUUCCGUCAGGGAAUGAAUUAUCAACAAACACAAUAACUAUCUCACCAAAGACAAGUUGUAUGCGAUGCAUGAUUUUCCGAUCCGAAUAUAGCCCAAAAGCUGUUAGUCCCGUGGAGAAGAAAAAAGGGAAGAAGACAACAGGAAAGAAAGAGCACCACUUGUGGAAAAGUAGAGAUUCAGCUCAGUCUGGCCAAAAGGCACUCACUCUUGUUAGAAAUGUUUGUAAACUCCCUAAUGAGAAAGAGGCUGUUUAUGGGGCAUUAGACAAAUGGACAGCUUGGGAAAUAGAGUUCCCAUUGAUUGCAGUGGCUAAGGCUUUAAAAAUCUUAAGGAAAAGGCGUCAGUGGGUUCGUGUAAUUCAAGUAGCAAAGUGGAUGUUAAGCAAAGGUCAAGGAGCAACGAUGGGAACAUAUGACACCCUUCUUCUAGCAUUUGACAUGGACCAGAGGGUAGAUGAGGCAGAAUCAUUGUGGAACAUGAUCAUACAUGCCCACAUGCGCUCUGUCUCAAAGAGAUUGUUUUCUAGGAUGAUAUCGUUAUAUGAUCAUCAUAAUAUGCCAGAUAAGAUUGUAGAGGUAUUUGCAGACAUGGAGGAACUGCGGGUAAAACCUGAUGAAGACACGGUCAGGAGAGUGGCAAGAGCCUUUAGAGAACUAGGCGAAGAAAAGAAGCGGAAAUUGGUUAUAAAACGAUAUGGGCUUAAAUGGAAGUACAUUCACUUUAAUGGUGAACGGGUGAGAGUUAGAACACAAGCAUGGGAAGUUAAUGAAUCUACCAAAAAUGGGUAGGUACAGUAUAUGUCAAUGAGGUCACCACUAAAUCCUAAUUUGGGAUCUGCCGUUUCAGAGCAAUUUUCUAGUUUCGUUCUGCUUCUGCUGCAUCAGUUUGGUUCAUUGUUGUAUAUCCAGGACCAAUAUAGCAGCUACUGAUCAUUCAGGGUUUGUACUACAUUGAGGGAUGGAUGGGGGAACUACACCCUAAAUUGAAAAAUGACAAUGUUGUAAUGUAGAUAGACAUGUAUUUACAGCAGAACUUGUUGAUAUGAUAUAUAAGAUAGAUUGGAUGACGAAUCUGACAUUGUAUUUUUUC
Cajanus cajan (pigeon pea) is the source of this 1416-nucleotide messenger RNA. Its product is annotated as Pentatricopeptide repeat (PPR) superfamily protein. Gene Ontology annotation, molecular function: protein binding. Lineage: Eukaryota; Viridiplantae; Streptophyta; Magnoliopsida; Fabales; Fabaceae. The record is from RefSeq and is a predicted model, not a curated record.